UGAAGUACUCAGAUAUGAUCAAAACACAAUGUAUUAAUGUGUAAAAUAAUUACUAAGAGGUUUAUAUGCCAAAAUAUAUUAUUUCCAGAAUGCGACUCAUACAAGGGCUUCCUCUGAGAUUAUCAGUGUGUUGAGAGAGCCGGCUGCAGCAGAGAGAGUUUUGCUGGGCUUACUUGGUCCUGAUGAUACCAGGAUUAUGCAGGAGUACGAUGACGGUGGUUUGAGGCAAAACUUAUCCCACCAUGCCCUUGGUGCCUGCCUCCACUUUGCCAUGUGGCUAAGGGAAGAUGGAGAGUCUUCCUUAGCCUCCAGGGAGCGCGAUGAAGCCAGAGCUCGUGUUGCAGAGCUGGAGGAAAAUGUUAGGAAUGUUGAGGAGAUUCUUAGGCAUCAGGUCCAAGAGUAUGAGUCUAAGCUGAGUGGUCUGCAAAAUCAUGUUGACCAGCUAAGUCAGAAGGCUGAGUUGUGCGAGAGGAAUUGGAAGGAGCAGGAGGCCUUGCAUCAGGAGAAGGACACUCUUAUGGUAGAGGUUUUGAGGCUGCGUGAGGAAGCUAUCUCUGAGCUUGCCAAGGUCACUCAAAGUCAUGACGUGGCCAGAACACGUAUCAAAAAUCUGACUGGUGCCCUCACUCGGAGCAGGAAGCUCUACGAGCAGGCUGAGGUUGAAGUGAAGAAGGUUCAGCAGGACUGCGAAAUGGAUAGGAUCCUUGGGGAAAUAGAGAAGGAAGAGCGUGCGAAGAAAGAGGCCAAAGACGUUGAUGGAGAAGUGGGGGCCCAGCAUCCUUCGACUUUCUGGACAAGGUGCUAUAGAUGCAAUGUUCAUUUUCUGUAUAGUAGGGUUUAUGUAGAUCGUCUUCUCUGCUGCCAACAAUGUCAAACCACCUUUGUGUCUAAAGAAGUCUACAUCAUGUCACCAUCUGCACUUGUUGAGUCAUCCAGUAACUCUUCUCACCAGCAACAUGUUGAUACUGAAAGUCAAGGAACUGCUAGUGGCGGCAAGCCCCCAUAUCUUGGAGUGGUCUCCCUAAAAGACCCCGGAGGAAGCUGAAGACCUGGACGGGCAUGGAUGGAGAGGGAUCAGUCGAUGCAAUGCAGGAUGAAGAAAGGGGUGGUUGUUAAGAAAAUACAUAUUUUGUAAACCUUUUGUUUUCUUGGCCUAUCUAACUAACAGUAACCCUCUCCUACCAAAAGCCCUUUUUGUAUGGUCAACUAGCAGCCCUUUUUUAUUACUCUAAUCAACUACGGUAUUAUCAAAUAUAUAUCAAUGAUUUACAUCAAAUCUCUUUCAACACAAAAAUGUCACCUUUAAAUUUUCAUGUUUAGAUAUAUUUCAAUCUUGUUCGUAGAUAUUUAAGUACUUAUAUUCACUUCCUGCAUGUUGGCACCGAUUAGUUUUAAGUUGUGUAAAUCAUCUCUGAAUGAUUCUUAAUCA
This is a messenger RNA of Prunus avium (sweet cherry), 1429 nucleotides long. Lineage: Eukaryota; Viridiplantae; Streptophyta; Magnoliopsida; Rosales; Rosaceae. The record is from RefSeq and is a predicted model, not a curated record.